Messenger RNA from Xenopus laevis (African clawed frog), 2970 nucleotides. RefSeq names its product protein phosphatase 1 regulatory subunit 3B L homeolog (gene ppp1r3b.L). Gene Ontology annotation, cellular component: protein phosphatase type 1 complex. Gene Ontology annotation, biological process: regulation of glycogen catabolic process; regulation of glycogen biosynthetic process. Lineage: Eukaryota; Metazoa; Chordata; Amphibia; Anura; Pipidae. Gene Ontology annotation, molecular function: protein phosphatase 1 binding; protein phosphatase regulator activity; glycogen binding. The record is from RefSeq and is marked provisional.
GCAGCCGGCGUUGAGAAGCUACGUGGUGCUUUGCUGCCGGUAUGAGAGAGUCCACUGCAUGUGCUGCGUCUUGGAAGCCCUGCUGUGCCUACAAAUGCCAGACUGUAUGAAUGCGUUAUAUGUAUAAGUAGACAACGGGCUCCCGCGGCACUAAUUCUGUUUCCACUCUGUCCUUAUUUCUGGGGAUUUGUAUUCUUCAUCAGCAACUCAACAUUCAGGGAUUUUAAAUGCCCUGGAUUUCAUCACAUAUGAACUCAUCCAGUGUUCUGGACUUUUUCCCCCAUAAGACGACUAUGGCGGUAGACAUCGCCAUGAAGUUUUACUUGCGUUCCCCACCACUGAGACGAGACCGUGUUGAAUGCAGGAUUGCCCGAAAGUCCAAUGAGCCCUUGAGACCAUGCAUCCAGACAACUGAUAAAACAUUGCUAAGCGAACUGAGCAACCAAGAAAAUAAAGUAAAGAAGCGGGUUUCAUUUGCAGACAGCCGAGGCCUUGCACUUACCAUGGUGAAAGUAUAUUCUGAUUUUGAUGAUGAACUGGAAAUUCCUUUUAACAUAUCCGAAUUAAUUGAUAACAUAGUCAACCUGACCACUGUGGAGAAGGAACGCUUUGUCUUAGACUUUGUGCAACCUUCUGCUGAUUACUUGGACUUCAGAAACCGAUUGCAGGCAGAUAGUGUUUGUCUAGAAAACUGCAUGCUCAAAGACAAAGCUCUUGUUGGUACUGUAAAGGUUAAGAAUCUUGCCUUCCAAAAGUGUGUGAAGAUAAGAAUGACCUUUGAUAGUUGGCAAACUUACACAGACUAUGACUGUCAGUAUGUUAAGGACACUUAUGCUGGUUCAGAUAAAGAUACUUUCUCAUUUGAUGUCAGUUUGCCAGAGGGUAUCCAAUCCAAUACAAGGAUAGAAUUUGCCGUCUAUUUUGAAUGUGAAGGAAGAAUUUUUUGGGAUAGUAAUAAAAGUUUAAACUACAAAAUUGCUAGACAGGAUCAUAGGAUUCCAUCUAACUUUGAAAGUCGCCAUUAUGAUCCUGUAUGCGUGUCUGUUGACCAGUAUGGGAGUCCUAGGUGCUCAUAUGGCAUUUUCCCUGAAUUACCGACCUACUCUGGAUUUGAUAAACUAGGACCUUACUAUUAAUUGCAUUAAUAAAAAUAUAUGGGAGGAGACCGCCAAAGAAGUUUGUGGUGGUGCCAAUCCCAAUAAGCUAGUUGGGAUUUGAUGUGAAAUAUGUCCUUGUUGGGACUGGUAAUGCACAAUGAACUGAUAACCUAUACUAGGUUAUACGGUAAUGCUGUUUUGUAUCUAGCUUUCAUUUUUAAGGGAUAUGAAUGGUGUCCUAAUACUUGUAUCCAAAGUAGCACCUUGCACCAAAGUAAUGAUGUGAUGAAGGCAGGAAAAGUGAUAACCUACAGUGCUGCUAGCCUUUUCCUUCCUAUUGCUGCUACCAAUCCAUUUUGUUACUUUAAUAGUAUUGUCUUCCUUAACAUUACCAGUUGGAAGCAUUCUCAUGUUCCUGAGAUUUACGCCACAUUUUACCACACCAAAGAGCUAUCCAUGUCUUCCUCUUGUAUGUUUUUAAGAUCUCACUUCUCAGGUGAAAGGAUGUGGUUGGGCAUCUUCCUGUAAAUGUUUUGAAUUUUUAUUUCACUGCCUCACGGUCACAAAUUUUGCACCAGUAAGGCCAGAGUAUUCACUGACAUGCCUCUUUAGAUUUGGUACUGUACUGCAACAAUGUUAAGUUAAGUGUCUUGACAUAUGGCCUGGCAAGCUUUCUUCUGCACUUUAACCAAAAGGUCUUCUUAAUGUUGUCGCUGUAAAGGGUCCAGAAGUGCAUGUCCACCUCUAGAAAGCUUUAAAAUGCUCCUAUUGCUUCUUCUCGUGUGGUAUCUGUGCCUUCAAGGAGUUUUCUCCUUGUGUGUUUUAAUAACGCCAUUUUGUUUGGCUUCAAUAGAAGUGUGCACUCAUUUCCACCCCCACGUAAAGUAACAAAUGCAGGGGUCCUUCCCCUCCCCCCAUGCAAAUGUAAUUGCCCAUUUGGUUUCCUCUGGUGCUUUAAUCAUACAAACAGGUUAAUGUGUUUAUUAAAGCCGAGUGUUAGUAGUGCAAGAGGAUUUACAGAUGGAAUAGGCUACCAAAUACCAUGACAUGUUUUAUGAUUGUGGCCAUAGUAAUUUCUUUCUGAAAUUGAAGCAUUCUAACUUUGGUCCCUGUUAAUGUUUUGUGUAAUGAGGGGCACCCUACAUGUAAAAAAAAAAAAAUGGUUUAAAUCUUUUUCCAUAAGUUUUGAGGUUGGCUGCUGGUCGUCAAAUAUUUUUCUCUACAAUUGCUUUACACAGUACUGUGUGGUUUGCCAUAGGGCAUGACAUUUGUGCACUUACACUAUAUUGUCACCCCUCCUUAAUAUUCGGCAGUGGCGUCUUUCUCUAAAUCACUUACUUUCGGCUCAGUGGUAAUAAACAAAAACAAGUUCAUUCUGAACUUAUUCUAAAAGAACUGGGUUAAAAUCUUAAGUUCGUGUUUCCAGCCCUGCUGUGUGUGUGUGUGGAGCAUUAAAUUUCUCUAAUCCUUUGGCACAUGUGAAUUGCCAUGUAGCAGAACCAGUUAUGCUUGUUUUAAUCUUAAUAUCUGUAAAUGAAAAUAUUUAAGUCUACUGACCAAGAAUGUAGAAGCUAGACUUAGAAUCAGAAAAGGCUGAUUCAUUAGUUGUUCCCAAACUAUGCAUUUCUAAUUGCAGUCUGUGAUUGUGUAGAGAAAAUGUCUCUAUCCCUUUCCUUGCAGUUUUGUGCCUUGUCUUUUUUUUUUUUUUUUUUCUUUGCAUGUUUGCAUUUUUAAGACGUAUAUCCAUUUUGUACACAAGUGUUGUAAAAUUGAUGCACUUUAUAAUCACAAGUGUGAAAUUUAAAAUUUGUUAUAUUUUUUUAGAAUUGUUUUAAAGUGAAAUGUAAUAAAGAUAGAGCAUUUAAUAUAAAAA